AUGUCAGCAACAACAGCACCAAACUCGUUAGUCAUGAACCCAACUUCUAUGUUAGUAGAGAUGAAAAGCUUCAUUCCUUCUUCAUAUACUUUCGAAACAGAAAUCCAGAAGAUAAAGCAAGAACUUCUCCAAGGAGAUUUAGACUGUAGUGCGAAAGAUGAAACAAAUGAACAGUAUCUUUAUGAAAUGCAGGAUAUUAUUGACCAUCUACCUAAACUUCCUGAAAUACAACAACAAAAGCUCACUAUUCCAGAAUUCGAUGAAAUAGAAGUGAAACCAUCUGACUCAGUUGAAAUAAAGAAGUUCAUACGUAAUGUAAACUAUGAGUUUCUUGGAUUUCAUUACAACCACAAAGACUGCGAUAUGGUAUAUUUCAUUGACAUAUAUAAAUCUGAAGAAUUUAAGACCUACGACAACUUUGUUUC
Messenger RNA from Trichomonas vaginalis G3, 425 nucleotides. Its product is annotated as organellar and viral DNA polymerase type B. The record is from RefSeq and is a predicted model, not a curated record. The annotation marks the transcript as partial. NCBI's taxonomy places the organism in Eukaryota, Parabasalia, Trichomonadida, Trichomonadidae. The transcript has a single exon.